Messenger RNA from Morone saxatilis (striped sea-bass), 2217 nucleotides. It is a transcript of the gene tmtops2b, whose product is annotated as teleost multiple tissue opsin 2b. The transcript is spliced from 4 exons. The record is from RefSeq and is a predicted model, not a curated record. NCBI's taxonomy places the organism in Eukaryota, Metazoa, Chordata, Actinopteri, Moronidae. Bases 330 to 1472 code for a protein of 380 amino acids. Gene Ontology annotation, biological process: visual perception; G protein-coupled receptor signaling pathway. Gene Ontology annotation, molecular function: G protein-coupled receptor activity. Gene Ontology annotation, cellular component: membrane; photoreceptor outer segment.
UCCCAUAAUAUUAAGGCGUCAAAAGAAGCUGGAGCUGAAGACGGAGAUAAGGAUGCGUUGAGAUAACAGGUGGCACUUUACGGUUACAGUUUAUUUUUUAAGCCUUUGUGUCAGAUUUCCAGGAACGGGUUAGCGGCUACAUGCUCUCAAAAAUACUGCAGGAAUGUGCGCUUUCAAAACAUAAAGCGCACUUUUGUCCCAAAGGAGGAAAAACAACAGCAUGGAGAAAGACUCAAACAGAAAACCCCUAUUCAUAAACUUUCCAGGUAAGCAAAGUGAUCAGCCCUAACUACCAAAAACGGUUUGAGAGUGAAGACAAGGUCAGAUGAAUGGACAGCAGGAUGUUUUCUGGUCAGGCUGGUCUGAAUUACAGCUUCAACCUGAGCGAUGACCGGGAGCUGGUGGACGCGCCGGCGGGCAGGGGGAAGCUCUCCCCGACGGGCUUCGUCGUGCUGUCCGUGGUGCUGGGCUUCAUCAUGACUUUUGGCUUCCUGAACAACUUCGUCGUGCUGCUUCUGUUUUGCAAAUUCAAAAAGCUGCGAACGCCAGUGAACAUGAUGCUGCUGAACAUCAGUGUCAGUGACAUGCUGGUGUGUUUGUUCGGCACCACUCUCAGUUUCGCUUCCAGUAUUCGGGGGAAGUGGCUGCUGGGGCGCAGCGGCUGCAGCUGGUAUGGCUUCAUCAAUUCCUGCUUUGGUAUUGUUUCGCUGAUCUCUCUGGUGAUCCUCUCCUACGACCGCUACAGCACUCUGACUGUAUACAACAAGCGUGGGCCAGACUACCGCAAGCCCCUGCUGGCUGUGGGGGGCUCUUGGCUGUACUCCUUAUUCUGGACAGUGCCCCCUCUGCUGGGCUGGAGCAGCUACGGCAUAGAGGGAGCAGGAACCAGCUGCUCUGUCUCCUGGACGCUUCAGACAGCCCAGUCGCAUGCCUACAUCAUCUGCCUCUUCAUUUUCUGUCUGGGUAUUCCUAUCCUGGUGAUGAUCUACUGCUAUAGCAGGCUGUUACUGGCAGUCAAACAGGUGGGAAAGAUCCGAAAAACUGCAGCCCGGAGGAGAGAGUACCACAUACUGUUCAUGGUUUUGACCACAGCAGCCUGCUACAUGUUGUGCUGGAUGCCUUACGGUGUCGUGGCUAUGAUGGCAACAUUCGGCCCUCCCAACAUCAUUAGUCCCGUGGCCAGUGUGGUGCCCUCACUACUGGCCAAGAGCAGCACGGUCAUCAACCCUCUGAUAUAUAUACUAAUGAACAAACAGUUCUACAGGUGUUUCCUGAUUCUCUUUCACUGUAAUCACUGGUCAACGGAGAGCGGCAACACCUCGAUGACCUCCAAGACCACAGUAAUCCAGCUAAACCGCAGAGUGUACAGCAACACGGUGGCCUGCACCGCCCAGACCUCCACUGAUGCCAUCAACCAGUGCGGCAGCACCCCAACAUCCAAGCACACAACGGCCCCCGAGGUCACUACCUGAGCCUGAAUAUCCUCAACAGGACCAGAUAGAAAACACAGUCAUAAUGAAACAGCAGUGGCUCAGCUUGACAGCUAGACACUCAGUGUCAACUACUGUGGAAUGUGGACUAAAGCAUGAUACAUUUAGAAAGUAAAUGUUUUUAAUGUGUAAGCUUGUGUUUGUACAGAAAGGAAUCGCUUUGUGUGUCCAUUGAGUGUUUAUUUUAUAUACGCUAUAUGGCCAUAGGUAUGCAGACACAUAAAUAUUAAAUCCAUAUGUGAUUGCUGAACAUCUCAUUCCUACAAGAUUUUGGAACCUGGCUGCAGAUAUUUGCUCCCAUUCAACCACAAUGUGAGGUCAGGCGAUAAAGCCUGGCUUGUAGUUGGCUUCCAAUUUAUCCCAAACGGUAUUUAAAGGGUUGAGGUCACGGCUCUCUGCAAGCUAGUCAAGCUCUUCUACAAAACACAUUUCUUUAUUGAAUUUUAAUGUUUAAACAGGAAAUGAUCUUCCCAAAACUAUUGUCUGAAGUAUUACUGUAUGUUAUACGCUUAGGAUUUCCUUUAAUUGGAACCAAGGAGCACAAACCAUAAAACCAGCCCCACAGGUGCACAACAGUAUUUGGACAUGUACUUUUGGCCAUAUAGAGCACUUAACACUUGUUUUAUAAGUCUAUAUGUCCAGGAAAUACUUUUCUUUCAAUAUUUAUUGGUCAGUUACAAAUUGUAAUUGUUGAUAUUCAAAGGUUCAGAAAUUGUAAAUGUCAAUG